AUGGAGCCACUUGUUGCACUCCUGCAUAUGGUAAUGGCCAUCAUGACUUUCUCUAAAGCCAAUGAGACUGUAUGUCAUCUGCGUGGAGAGCCUGCAUAUCCUCAGCUGUGGAAAGAUGGAGACAUUGUACUUGGAGGGGUUUUUUCCUUCCAUAGCAGCUGGGAGGUCAGACAGCUGGCGUAUACAGUUACUCCACCUCCACUGGAGUGCAUCAAUCUUAAUUUCAGGGACUUCCAGUAUGCCCAGUCAAUGCUCUUUGCAAUAGAGGAGAUUAACAACAGCACCACUUUGCUGCCAGGGGUCUCGUUGGGCUACAAGAUCUACGACACAUGUGGCUCUGUGGCUGUGGGGGUUAAGGCAGCUAUGGCCCUUGCUAAUGGGUUUGAGAAAACAUCAGUUGAAGGACCCUGCACAAAGCAAUCUGAGGUGCAAGCCAUCAUAGGAGACACAACCUCAUCAGCUUGCAUGGCAAUAACAAAGAGUAUCGGACCUUUUAAACUUCCAUUGAUCAGUCAUUAUGCCACUUGUGAGUGUCUCAGUGACAAAAUUAAAUAUCCUUCAUUUCUUCGAACUAUUGCAAGUGAUUACGUUCAGAGCAGAGCACUGGCAGAGCUUGUAAGACACUUUGGUUGGACUUGGGUGGGAGCCUUAAGAACAGACGAUGAUUAUGGUAACAGUGGAAUGGCCACUUUCACUAAAGUCGCUGAGCAGAUGGGCAUCUGUCUGGAAUAUUCUCUCCCAUUUUUCAGAACGUAUCCAGAAGACAAAGUAAUGCGAAUAAUUGAGCAGAUUAAAAGCUCUACUUCUCGAGUAAUUGUGGGAUUUCUUGCUCACUGGGAUUUGGAAGUUCUGCUGCAUAAAUUUGUUGAACACAACAUCACAGGAUUUCAGUGGGUGGGCACAGAGGCCUGGAUCUCAGAUUCAGUCAUUGCCAGUAUGGAUAAGCAUCAUAUUUUACAAGGGGCCAUUGGAUUGGCUAUUCCCAAAACACAGGUGACAGGUCUAAAAGAAUUUAUUCUAGAUAUAAAGCCAUUGAAAUCAUCAGGUAGUGCCAUUUUCAGUGAGCUUUGGGAAGCUUUGUUUGAGUGUAAAUACUCCACUAAAAAUGAUUCAACAUUCACAACUAAAUGUACAGGAAAUGAAGAACUUUCUCAGGUGCAAAACCUAUUCACAGACAUGUCACUCAUGCCCAUCUUCAGUAAUGUGUAUAAAGGAGUCUAUGCUGUUGCUCAUACACUUCAUGAUCUUCUGGGCUGCGAGGACAAAUGUGCCACAAAGAAACAGCCUGACCCUUCAACAUUUCUGAAGCACCUGAGAAAAGUGCGUUUCAAAACCAAAGAUGGUGAGCAAGUUUACUUUGAUGAAAACGGAGAUCCAGUUGCAAAAUAUGAGAUAAUAAACUGGCAACCAAGUAAAAAACAACACUACGAUUUUGUUACUGUUGGACUUUAUGAUGCCUCUUUCCACGGGUUGGAACGUUUAGCUGUGAAUAUGACUUCAAUUUUAUGGACAAAAAAUUCUGCACAGGUGCCUGUGUCUGUGUGCAGUGAGAGUUGUGCUCCUGGCACUAGAAAGGCUGUGCAGAAAGGAAGACCUGUAUGUUGUUAUGACUGCAUACCAUGCACAGAAGGUGAAAUCAGCAACACUACAGAUUCUGUAACAUGUCUGCGAUGCAAUGAAGACUUUUGGUCAAAUCUACAAAACAAUGGAUGUGUUCAGAAGGAGACUGAAUAUUUGUCUUAUGAGGAGAUCAUGGGAAUUUUGCUCACAACUAUUUCUAUUUUUGGUGCAUUUACAACAAUGAUAACCGCAGUCAUUUUCUUCAGAUAUAAAAACACUCCUAUCGUAAAAGCCAACAAUUCUGAAUUAAGCUUCCUACUUUUAUUUUCCUUAAUGCUGUGUUUUCUCUGUUCACUUACUUUUAUUGGUCGCCCCAGUGAGUGGUCCUGUAUGUUGCGUCACACAGCAUUUGGGAUCACUUUUGUCCUCUGUAUCUCCUGUGUUCUGGGGAAAACAAUAGUGGUGUUAAUGGCAUUCAGGGCCACACUUCCAGGAAGUAAUGUCAUGAAAUGGUUUGGGCCUCCUCAACAACGACUAAGUGUCCUUGGAUUCACAUUUAUACAAGUUCUUAUCUGUGUGCUUUGGCUAACAAUAUCUCCUCCUUUUCCCUUUAAAAAUUUAAAAUACUUUAAAGAAAAGAUUAUAUUAGAGUGUAACGUGGGAUCAGCUGUAGGUUUCUGGGCUGUGUUGGGUUAUAUUGGACUCCUUGCUAUUUUGUGUUUCUUUUUAGCUUUCCUGGCUCGGAAACUACCUGAUAACUUCAAUGAAGCUAAAUUCAUCACAUUCAGUAUGCUCAUUUUCUGUGCUGUAUGGAUCGCUUUUAUUCCAGCUUAUGUUAGUUCACCAGGAAAAUUCACUGUGGCUGUGGAGAUUUUUGCUAUAUUGGCAUCCACAUAUGGAUUGUUAUUUUGCAUCUUUAUUCCUAAAUGCUAUAUAAUAUUAUUGAAACCUGACAAAAAUUCAAAAAAACAUUUAAUGGGCAAAUCUCCUGCUCUGCCUUCACAUGGGCAUGGCAAAGAAGACAGUGUCACUCCUUCUACUGCUGCUAUAUGCUUAAACUUGCGUGAGUUUAAAUUAGCUCAGACGCUGAUUUUUGCAAUAGAGGAGAUAAACAACAGCACACAGCUGUUACCUGGUGUCACUUUGGGCUAUAAAAUAUAUGAUGCAUGUGGCUCAAUAAGUCAGGCCAUCCUGUCGAGCAUGGCUUUGAUAAAUGGCUUUGAAGAAACUUUACAAAAUGAGUCCUGUUCUAGACCACCAUUUGUUCAAGCCAUUGUUGGAGAGUCAAGCUCUACUCCCACGCUUGCCAUCGCCUCCAUACUAGGCCCUCUGAGUCUCCCUGUGAUCAGUCAUUUUGCCUCAUGUGCAUGCUUGAGUGACAAAAAAAGGUUUUCAUCCUUCUUCAGAACGAUAGCCAGUGAUUAUUAUCAAAGCAUUGUGCUGGCUCACCUUGUCAAGCACUUUGGCUGGACUUGGGUUGGAGCGGUCAGCAGUCGCAAUGAUUAUGGUAACUAUGGAAUGGGGAUAUUUGUAAAGACAGCACAACAAUUGGGGAUUUGUGUUGAAUACUCAGAGACUGUAUUAAGAACCGAUACACAAGAGCAGCUCCUAAAGACACUGGAAGUGGUUAAAAAAGCCACCGCCAAGGUUGUGGUGACUUUUAUAGCAUUCGGAGAUUUCAUCCCGUACAAGAAAUUAAUUGCGCAACAGAACAUUACCGGGAUCCAGUGGCUCGGUACUGAAUCCUGGAUCAAUUCUCAAACUAUUGCAGAUACAGAGGAGAACCGCUUCCUCACCGGAGCCGUGGGCUUUGCCUUACAGAACAUGAAGCUCGUUGGCUUGCGAGACUUUCUUUUGACUGUGCACCCUGAUCAAGAACCAGAAAAUAAACUUUUGAAAGAUUUCUGGGAAACAGCUUUUCAGUGCUCUUUCAGAAACACCGGAGGCAGGACAGGUGGCUGUACUGGCUCAGAACGCUUAACAGAAGUGAAAAAUGAAUAUACUGAUGCAUUAGAGAUGCGCAUGGCAAAUAAAGUUUACACGGCAACUUAUGCUGUCGCACAUGCACUGCAUAAUUUAAUAAAAGAUAAGAGAGAGAAUUAUAAAGAGAAAAGUCAAACUGAAACCAAUUAUGUUUGUGUUUAUUCUCAGGUGCUGGAGUAUAUGAAAGAUGUCAAUUUCACUGCCAAAACAGGUGAGAAAAUAUUUUUUUCGAAUGGUGAUCCUGUGGCGAAAUAUGAUCUGCUCAACUGGCAGCCAACUGAAGAUGGAGGCAUGCAGUAUAAAGUGGUUGGUGCGUAUGACAUCUCACUGCCUCCAGAGCAACGUCUUAAAAUUUAUCAGGAACAAAUCGUAUGGGUUGAGAACAGCAGACAGCUGCCUCUGUCUGUGUGCAGUGAGAGUUGUCCUCCAGGCACAAGGAAGGCUGCACAGAGAGGAAGACCUGUCUGCUGUUAUGACUGUAUUACAUGUGCAGAUGGAGAAAUCAGUAACACUACAGAUUCUAGUGACUGCUUUCCUUGUGAUUUGGAGUAUUGGUCGAAUGAAAGCAAAGACAGAUGUGUUUUAAAAGCGAUUGAGUUCCUUUCCUAUACAGAAAUCAUGGGGAUUGUGCUUUCUCUUUCCGCUCUCAUGGGAGCAUUAGUUACAUCAAUUGUAUCUUUUGUCUUUUAUCUUCAUAAAGAAACACCUAUCGUAAGAGCCAACAAUUCAGAGCUGAGCUUCCUGUUGCUCUUCUCAUUGACUUUGUGUUUUCUCUGUUCACUUACUUUCAUUGGUCGCCCCACUGAGUGGUCCUGUAUGUUGCGUCACACAGCGUUUGGGAUCACUUUUGUCCUCUGUAUCUCCUGUGUUUUGGGGAAAACAAUAGUGGUGUUAAUGGCAUUCAAGGCCACACUUCCAGGAAGUAAUGUCAUGAAAUGGUUUGGGCCUGCUCAACAGAGACUAAGUGUUAUUAUCCUAACUUUAAUACAGGUCAUAAUUUGUGUGCUUUGGUCAAUAAUAUCACCUCCAUUCCCAUAUAAGAACAUGCAUUAUUACCAAGAUAAGAUCAUUCUAGAAUGUAAUUUAGGUUCUGCUGUUGGUUUCUGGGCUGUUCUUGCUUAUAUUGGCUUGCUUUCAGUUUUGUGUUUUGUUUUAGCUUUUCUGGCUCGUAAGCUCCCUGAUAACUUCAAUGAAGCGAAAUUCAUCACAUUCAGUAUGCUCAUAUUUUGUGCCGUAUGGAUCACAUUUUUCCUAGCUUAUGUCAGUACACCUGGAAAAUUUACUGUAGCCUUGGAGAUAUUUGCUAUUUUAGCUUCAAGUUUUGGUUUACUAUUUUGCAUAUUUGCCCCAAAAUGCUACAUAAUUUUGUUAAAACCAGAGCAAAAUACAAAGAAACAUAUGAUUGGGAAAUAG
Molecule: messenger RNA, 4956 nt
Organism: Paramisgurnus dabryanus
Lineage: Eukaryota; Metazoa; Chordata; Actinopteri; Cypriniformes; Cobitidae
Source: RefSeq, a predicted model, not a curated record